Molecule: messenger RNA, 3408 nt
Organism: Malassezia sympodialis ATCC 42132
Lineage: Eukaryota; Fungi; Basidiomycota; Malasseziomycetes; Malasseziales; Malasseziaceae
Exons: 2
Coding region: 1-3408 (1135 amino acids)
Biological process (GO): protein import into nucleus; poly(A)+ mRNA export from nucleus; transcription-dependent tethering of RNA polymerase II gene DNA at nuclear periphery
Cellular component (GO): nuclear pore outer ring
Molecular function (GO): protein binding; structural constituent of nuclear pore
Source: RefSeq, a predicted model, not a curated record
AUGACUCUUUUGCUUGCAGACUCGAUCGUGCAAGUAGCUCAACGCGCCCCUGCGCUGCCAUCCGCCGUCCAAGAGGCCCUCCGCGCCGACACGUACGCCGCAGCGUCGACGGGUGGAGUAGAUGCUGACAGCGACAUGGCCUUCUGCGCCACCGCCCAACAUGUGCUGGCCUGGCGCUGCUCCUCGGCGGCACCUACCGCGUUCCAGUUUCCUGCGCCGGUCUGCGCCGCUCCUGCAGAGCCGCCGUUCUGCACGUUUCUGCCACGUCCCCUGAGCGCCAGCGCCGAGCCUGCCGUGCUGCUGUGCUCAGCCUCGGGCCGUCUAUCGUUCUGGAGCGCUCUGAGCGAUGCGCUCACCUCAGACUCGGACCCCUCUGCGGCCCUGCCAUCACUCCCACUGCGCAGCGCGGAGCGUGUGACAGCGGUAUCCCGCGUCAACAAUAGCCAAGUCCUGACCGGUACAUCACUGGGUCGCCUAUUCCGGAUCUGCAAUCUCGUGGUGGACGAGCUUGCGGUGCAGCGUGGCCUCCUUGGUCGCUGGCUCGGCGGCUCCUCGAUGCGUGAGGGCGAGCUGGCCGUGCAGGCCCUGGUGGUCAGUGCACCCGUCGACACGGGCCAUGUGCUUGCUGUGGCUGUCAGCGUGGGCGCUGCACACGUGUGGCGCCUGCCAGUGGGCACCUUUGCCGAGACGCAGGCGCCGGCGUUCGUGAUGGCCGACAUGGACCUCGGCAAGACGAUUGCCGCCCGGUCACUCUAUCUCAGCGGCACGCGGUACAGCGCAGCGAUGGCUCAGCAGAUCCAGAUUAUUGAUGGUGCCUAUGACAGCGUAUCAAAUAUGCUGGCGCUCCUCGUGAAGGACGAGUCACAGUCCACGGCACACUACGGCAUUGCCGUUCUGCCGUUGCAGCCGACCGCGACGUCCCUGAACGUGCAACAGUGGGUGACGCUGCAGUACGAGCAGGCUCAUGACCCUCGCGCACACUCGAUGCCGACCUUGCGCUUGUCUCAGUCGCACCCCACCAUUGCCUUUGUGUCAUUCACACACGCUGUGGUGGCCGUGCUGCUCAGCGAGCACACGCACCAGGAGGAGUCACUGCGCCUGCGCGACGGCUCGAACCGGAUCGUGGGAGGGUGCGUGCCGACCGACCCCGAAUGUGUGCACUGGAUUGGCCUGACGUCGGAGAGCGGCAUGCUUCAUGUGUACGUCGAUGCGCAGCGCGCUAUGCAGCACAUGCAGGACCUGCAGUCCCAUUCGCCCCGUGCGCAGGACGCGCGGGCGAGUCGUCUGGAGGAGUGCCUGGAGCGUGCGAUGUGCUUCGACGAGCCACAGAACCCGCUGCAGCUGGAUGCGCUGCCGGAGCACAUGGACGAGGGCCUCGUCGAGCUUGCCAUACGACGCGUGAGCUCGCGGCUCCUUGACAGCUCGCUGCGUCGGCUGCGUCCCACCGUCGAUCUUCGCACGCAACUAGCGCAGCGCUCUGCAUUCGCACAACGCCUGAUCGAGGUGCUUGGCAGCAGCGGCUACCUCGUGCACCUCUCGGUGACGCUGCGUACAAUGCUGCGUGCCAAUGCCGAGCUCUUGGCUGGCGCAGGCGACCUGUGGCGCUACUACGAUACAGGCGCGCGCAUGUCGUUGCUGAGCGAGGCCAUUGAACUCGUGUUAGGCACACGCAACGAGCGCCUGUUCUUCGAGACGAGCCUGGCACAGGUGCCGACGCUCUUUUAUGCGCUCCGCCGCCUGCUCAGUCCUGAAAACAGUGUGGAGUGCACUCGUCUUACGCUGGCCCUGCUCCUAGGCUCGGUGCGCUACCGUGAGGAGAACACGAAACUGUACUUGUUGCCGCUCAUCCCGCAGGUCGAGUUUGAGCCAUGGUACGCAAGCAGCGUGUGCAUUGAGCUGCUCGAGAGCCUCUUCGACCUAGCGCUGCAGCGCCACGAAGCCGACAUUGUCGAUGCGGAGCGUCGUCCCCACAUGUGUGCGCUCGCCGAGCUGAUUCUCGGCGCAUACGAUGCGCGCAUGGCCUCCAUGCUUACGGACAAGACACGCUCGGACGUGGCGGAUUCAUUUGUGCGUGCCCGUUCGCGUCUGCUGCACUCGCUGCAGUCCGUCGGAUGCAGCGACAAGGCGUAUGAGCUUGCUGAGCGCCACGGCGACUAUCGCACGCUCGUGCAGCUCUGCAUGAACGAGCGCCGCGCGGACAGUGAGAACAGCCCCGUCGAUGUGCGUAUCGAACACUACCUCGACACGCUCGGCCUCGAGUUUGCAGACGAGCUGUAUCUGUACUACAUCCAACAGCGCGAGUUUCGCCGCCUCCUCGAGCCGCGCACUGAGCAUGCGGACCUUGUCACGGCCUUCUUUGAGCGCCAUGAGCGCUAUGCCAAGAUCUCGUGGCUCCAUGGCAUCAAUGUGGAUCAGUUCGCCGCUGCCAGCUCGACGCUGCGGCAGAGCGCCGAUGAGGAAGAGAAUGUGGUUGACAAGCAGUCCAUGCUUAGCCUCAGCAAGCUCAUGUACCUUGGCUCGCUCAUGUCGCCGUCCAUUGAGGAGGAGCACGUGCAGCAAAAGCUGGAAGACUGGGACGAUGCGCUCGACUUGGUCAUGGUGCAGCGACGUCUUUUCAAGCGCUGGUGCGAUGCGCUUAUGAUGGCAACAUCCACUCCGGAGGUUCUUGCUGAAAAUGUCGCCUCGGCCCUGGCUACGCGUCUGGACCAGCAGCCUGCGUUGCGCGCCUUGUUUGUGGAACUUGCCAUCUCGGUCGCUGAUGCGCGGGUGGUCACAGCGCUGGAUAUGGCUGAGCUGCUCUCCCUCCAUGAUCGCUCAUUUGCGGCGCGCCCUGAGGCCGCACUCAAUGACUCGACGGUAGCCAUUCAGCUGCUGGCUCGAAUGGCGGAGCCAUCGGAUGAGCGCGACGCCACCCUGGCGUGUAUCUGGCGCCGCGUGUACCUAUUAGACGACUGGUACGAGCUCGGUGACGUCACAACGCUCUCGGACGACGACGUGCUGGAGCGCAUCUAUGGAACGGUGGCCUUCCAGACCGCCUGCGCUGUGCUGCUGGACCUCACCACGCUCAAUAUGUUUGUGGAGCCUGAGGUGCUGUGCCAGAUCCCUCCGCCGACCACGGACAUUUUGCGAACACGCUUCCCUGGUCUGGCGGAAGAGCAGCUUAGCAGUCUGGAAGCAGCCAUGGCUGAGGAGCACGAGGCACUUCAAGUGCUCUGCAAUGAGACCAAGCUGGUCGUCUUUAUGGAGCGCGCUGUGGCAAAGAUUGACGACGAGAAGAAGUCGUCGUCGGAUGUGCUGGCGCACCUGGAGCAUGCAGAGACCUCUCGGGCUCAGGCGGCACACAUUCCUACAAUGCCGGGCGCGGCGCCCGUCGUGCCCGCGGUGUCUCGCAUGGACGAAGGUUUGUAG